This is a messenger RNA of Plenodomus lingam JN3, 1449 nucleotides long. The record is from RefSeq and is a predicted model, not a curated record. Lineage: Eukaryota; Fungi; Ascomycota; Dothideomycetes; Pleosporales; Leptosphaeriaceae.
AUGUCUAAAGGCAAAACGGAGCAGCAAGGCAGGCCUCAUGGCUUCGAACCUCUCAACACGCUCUCGCUUGAGGCUCUUCAGAGCGACGAACAGCGCCUUGUUCUUGAUACAGUGGCCCAGGUCCGCAAAUGUGGGCUAGAAAGCAUUUUGGCUCUCCCCCAACUUGUUGUUUGUGGCGAUCAGUCCGCCGGGAAAAGCUCUGUUCUUGAAGCUCUUACUGAAAUACCGUUUCCCCGAAAUGACGAGUUAUGUACCCGUUUUGCAACUGAAAUCAUCAUGCGGCGCGCAACGAUUGAGUCCUUGACCAUCAAGGUGAUACCAGAUGAUGAACGAUCAAGUGCUGAAAAGGAGACAAUACAAGCAUUCACAGAAACCAUUACAGAUUUUGAAGAGCUACCAGAAAUCAUGGACAAGGCAAUGGUAGUCAUGGGAAUAGGUGGAGUUGGGUCGCAAUCGAGCGCUUUCGCCAGGGACGUACUGAGCGUCGAGAUCGAAGGUCCAUCUCGACCUCAACUGACUUUGGUCGAUUUGCCUGGUCUUAUUCAGAACGAGACCAAAGGGGUCACUAAGGCUGACGUGGAGCUCGUUCAAGAAAUCACAGAUCGAUAUAUUUCGCAAUCUCGGACGAUCAUCCUAGCCGUCGUGUCCGCCACCAAUGAUUACGCGAAUCAAGGCAUCCUCACAAAGGCUCGGAAGGUAGACCCAAACGGAGAACGCACACUUGGCAUCAUUACAAAACCGGACAGACUUCCUGCUGGUUCAGGAAGCGAAAGUGCUUACAUUAGCUUGGCUCGCAAUGAGGAUAUUUUUUUCAAAUUGGGUUGGCAUGUUGUCAAGAAUCGAAGCUUUGAGGAAGGGGCAAGCUCCUUCGCAGAACGUAACGCAGCUGAAGCAUACUAUUUCCGUCAUUCAAACUUCAACUGCUUACCAAAAGGAACCGUUGGCAUCGAUUCGCUAAGAGAACGACUGAGCAAACUCCUCUUUGGGCACGUCAAGCAAGAGCUUCCUAAGCUGCACGAAGAUCUCAAUAAUGCCCGCACAGACUCGAAACAGCAGCUCCACCUGUUGGGUAAUCGUCGCUCAUCGCCAGCAGACUGUAGAGAAUACCUGAUGCAGCUUAGCCUCGACUUCAAUAAGGUGUCCGGUGCUGCAGUGAAAGGACAGUACGAAGGAAUACACUUCAAAUAUGACCCAGGUGCUAGUUUCACGCCGGAGUCGUCUUGUGCCGUUCGUCGACUGCGAGCUAUGGUCCAAUUGCUGAAUUCUAAAUUUUCUGAAAAGCUCAGAAAGGCUGGGCACACAUAUGUCCUUCAGAGGACAGGCGAGAUCACGGCUUCCGAGCUCGAGCGGGGAAUCCCAAUACCAACCCCGGAUUCGACUAAGCCAGUCAGAUUGUCACGCAAUGAUUCACUCCGAGCUUUUCUGGGAGCAGUCGGCCAGGUGGGGUAG